Messenger RNA from Prunus mume (Japanese apricot), 1215 nucleotides. Its product is annotated as ubiquinol oxidase 2, mitochondrial-like. Gene Ontology annotation, molecular function: alternative oxidase activity. The record is from RefSeq and is a predicted model, not a curated record. Gene Ontology annotation, biological process: alternative respiration. Gene Ontology annotation, cellular component: mitochondrion. NCBI's taxonomy places the organism in Eukaryota, Viridiplantae, Streptophyta, Magnoliopsida, Rosales, Rosaceae.
GCUUCAGCUUCACCACGACAAAAAAAAAAUCGAUUUUCUACAAGCAAAAACCCAAAUUUGAGCGAAGAAGAUGAACAGGGUCGCGUUGAAAUCGGUGAUCGGAGGUCUCGCGAAUGGCCGAAACUUUAAUCGCUACAUUUCAACGGCUGUGGCUGUGAGGCCGUUGGAGAGCUCGGAGUUUCUGAGACGGAGGAGCGACGGCGUUUUGGGAGCGUUUCAGUGGAGGACUAGGAUGAUGAUGAGCACGGGGUCGACUGGCGAAACGACGCCGUUGGCGGAGAAGGAACAGAAGAAGGAGAGCUCGAACGACAAUGGUAGCGUUGUCGUUUCCAGUUACUGGGGGAUUCAGAGGCCCAAGAUUAAGAGGGAGGACGGGACAGAGUGGCCAUGGAAUUGCUUCAAGCCAUGGGAGACUUAUGAAGCGGAUUUGUCGAUUGAUCUGAGCAAGCACCAUGUGCCAAAGACGUUUCUGGACAAAGCGGCGUUCAGGACUGUCAAGUCUCUUCGAGUUCUGUCGGAUCUUUACUUUCAGAAGCGGCAUGGGUGCCAUGCAAUGAUGCUGGAAACUGUGGCAGCUGUCCCCGGAAUGGUGGGAGGCAUGAUGCUGCAUUUGAAGUCUCUCCGUAAAUUCGAGCACAGCAGUGGCUGGAUCAAAGCUUUACUUGAAGAGGCAGAGAAUGAGAGGAUGCACCUGAUGACGGUGAUGGAACUUGUGAAGCCCGUGUGGCACGAGAGGUUUCUGGUUCUCGCCGUUCAGGGAGUGUUCUUCAAUGCCUUCUUUGUGCUUUAUGCGCUUUCCCCCAAAGUGGCUCAUAGGGUUGUUGGGUAUCUGGAGGAGGAAGCUGUGCAGUCGUACACAGAGUACUUGAAGGAUAUUGAAAAUGGCAACAUUGAAAAUGUGAAGGCUCCUGCAAUCGCAAUUGACUACUGGAGGCUGCCUAAGGACGCCACACUUCACGAUGUUAUCACUGUGAUUCGCGCCGAUGAAGCUCACCAUCGCGAUGUCAACCAUUUUGCAUCUGAUAUUCAGUUUCAGGGGAAGGAGUUGAGAGAAGCACCAGCUCCCCUUGGUUAUCACUGAAACUCAUCUUGUAUGUACGUGAAGAAUUAAAAGAGUUUUUUUUUUUUUUCUUCUCUUUAUGAUCUAAUAAAUUCUCUAUUGUAUAUUCAUGAAGAUUAUAAAUGAUGUAUAUGAACACAGAUCCUUUUUUAGAC